AUGACUGUCUAUAGCUGGGGUCGAGGCGAGGACGGCCAGCUGGGGCUGGGGGACACGAGCGACCAGCACCGCCCCGUCCUGAUCGAGGCGCUGGCCGAGCGUCGCAUUGUGCAGAUUGCGUGUGGCAGCGGUCACACUGUCGUGCUCACAGAUGAAGGAGAAGUGUAUACGUGGGGCCGAGGGGACGAUGGUCGCCUGGGACAUGGAGACAAUGGCUGGAAGUUCGUGCCGCGACUCGUGGAGGAGUUGCGGGGCAAGAACGUCCGCCAAGUCACGUGCGGGAGCUACCACACAGCAGCUGUCACGGUUUCUGGUGACCUCUACACGUGGGGCGGCGGUAUGUAUGGCAAACUGGGCCAUGGCAAUGAGACGGGUCACUCGACGCCGUUCUUGGUUGAGACGCUCAAGAGCAAGCAGGUACGGCAGGUGGCGUGUGGCAGUCGCCAUACGGUGGUGCUGCUUGAGAACAAGGACGUGUAUACGUGGGGGGACAAGGAGAAUGGGGUGUCAGGUCACGGAGAUACGGAAGGUCACCAGUACCUUCCGUGUCCAGUGGAAGAGCUGCGCGGCAAGUCGAUUGUCCAGAUCUCUGCUUGUGGCUUCCACACGGCAGCUCUGAGUGAAUUUGGAGAGGUGUUUACCUUUGGAGAAGGAAAGUUUGGCCGUCUGGGACAUAACUCGGAGCGGAACCAACCCGUAGCGCGCUUUGUGGAUGCGCUGUCGGGAAAGCGUGUGAAGCAGGUGGCUUGUGGUGGUUUCCAUACAGCAGCAGUAACGGAAACAGGAGAGGUGUAUACGUGGGGAGGUGGCGAACACGGUCAACUUGGGCAUGGUGACAAGGUGAACAAAACGGCGCCCACACGAGUAGAGAGUCUGGUGGAUAAGCUGGUUGUUCAGAUCACGUGUGGAUGGAGUCAUACAGUCGCACUUACAGACACCGGCGAGGUAUAUACGUGGGGCAAUGGAGAUCACGGGAAGCUUGGUCACAACGACACUACGAAGGUCACGUUGCCGCGAUUGGUGGAUGUCUUGGAUGGGAAACGCGUGGUCAGUGUGGCAUCGUACAACGAGCAUACAGUGGCCCUCGUCGACCCCGUGGCGAUGCUACGUGCUUCCAUGCUGACGUCUUCGUACGUCGGGGAUAUGCGCCAGCUCGUUGACAGUGCCGAGUUCUCGGACGUCACGUUCCUCAUCGAAGGACGUGCAGUUCACUCACACCGUGCCAUUUUGGCCGCUCGCAGUGACCAUUUCCGCGCGAUGUUCUCGUCAGGCAUGCGCGAGUCACGCGAGCAAGAAAUACCGUUGCUGCACACUCGCGUGCCGGUGUUCCUCGCCUUGUUGGAAUAUAUUUAUGUGGACACGGUCAAUGUCGGGGCAGAGAUGGCGCUCGAGCUAUAUGCCGCCGCUGAUCUGUACACACUGGAUCGUCUGAAGGGACUGUGCGAGAUCAUCGUGCAAAAGAGCAUCAGUGUGGAAAACGCCGCUGCACUGUUCCAGUCCGCGGACGACCUGCACUCUUAUCGGCUGCGUGAGAUCUGCUUGUCCUACAUGGUGCAGAAUUUUGACAUGGUCACCAAAUCCGACGGCUUUGCCAGUCUUUCGCGUGACCUGAUCCUGGAAGUUUUGCAGAAUCGGUAA
Messenger RNA from Hyaloperonospora brassicae, 1638 nucleotides. Lineage: Eukaryota; Oomycota; Peronosporomycetes; Peronosporales; Peronosporaceae. The record is from the annotation of a GenBank genome assembly.